AUGUCUGCUCCCGCCGCCACAUUCAAGGUCGCCGACCUGUCCCUUGCCGCCUUUGGCCGCAAGGAGAUCGAGCUUGCCGAGAACGAGAUGCCUGGUCUCAUGUCCAUCCGCAAGAAGUACGCCGCCGACCAGCCCCUCGCUGGUGCCCGUAUUGCUGGCUGCCUGCACAUGACCAUCCAGACUGCCGUCCUCAUCGAGACCCUCACUGCCCUCGGUGCCGAGGUCACCUGGACCUCUUGCAACAUCUUCUCCACCCAGGACCACGCCGCUGCUGCCAUUGCUGCCGCCGGUGUCCCCGUCUUCGCCUGGAAGGGCGAGACCGAGGAGGAGUACAACUGGUGCUUGGAGCAGCAGCUCAGCGCCUUCAAGGAUGGCAAGAAGCUCAACCUCAUCCUCGACGACGGUGGUGACCUUACCCACCUUGUCCACGACAAGUACCCCGAGCAGCUCAAGGACUGCUACGGUGUCUCUGAGGAGACCACCACUGGUGUCCACCACCUCUACCGCAUGCUCAAGGAGGGCAAGCUGCUUGUUCCCUCCAUCAACGUCAACGACUCCGUCACCAAGAGCAAGUUCGACAACCUGUACGGCUGCCGCGAGUCCCUCAUCGACGGCAUCAAGCGUGCCACCGAUGUCAUGAUUGCUGGCAAGAUCGCCGUCGUCGCUGGCUUCGGUGAUGUCGGCAAGGGCUGUGCCCUCGCUCUCUCCGGCAUGGGUGCCCGCGUCCUCGUCACCGAGGUCGACCCCAUCAACGCCCUCCAGGCUUCCAUGGCUGGCUUCCAGGUCACCACCAUGGAGAAGGCUGCCUCCGUUGGCCAGAUCUUCGUCACCACCACCGGCUGCCGUGACAUCCUCGUUGGCGAGCACUUCAACGCCAUGCCCAACGAUGCCAUUGUUUGCAACAUUGGUCACUUCGACAUUGAGAUUGACGUCGCCUGGCUCAAGGCCAACGCUGCCAGCGUCCAGAACAUCAAGCCCCAGGUCGACCGUUACCUGAUGCCCAACGGCCGCCACAUCAUCCUUCUCGCCGAGGGCCGUCUUGUCAACCUUGGCUGCGCCACUGGUCACUCUUCCUUCGUCAUGUCCUGCUCUUUCAGCAACCAGGUCCUUGCCCAGAUCAUGCUGUACAAGGCCGAGGACAAGGCUUUCGGCGAGAAGUACGUCGCCUUUGCCAAGACUGGCAAGCUCGAUGUCGGUGUCUACGUCCUCCCCAAGAUUCUCGACGAGGAGGUUGCCAGACUCCACCUCGACCACGUCAACGUCGAGCUUACCAAGCUCACCAAGGUCCAGGGUGAGUACCUUGGCCUCGAUGUUGAGGGUCCCUUCAAGAGCGACCACUACCGCUACUAA
Molecule: messenger RNA, 1350 nt
Organism: Microdochium trichocladiopsis
Lineage: Eukaryota; Fungi; Ascomycota; Sordariomycetes; Xylariales; Microdochiaceae
Product: Adenosylhomocysteinase
Exons: 2
Coding region: 1-1350 (449 amino acids)
Biological process (GO): L-methionine cycle
Cellular component (GO): cytosol
Molecular function (GO): adenosylhomocysteinase activity
Source: RefSeq, a predicted model, not a curated record